CACGCACGCUGGACAGCCCUCUCUCCUCCUCGCGCUGGUGGCAGACCUACACAGUGUCGUGGCGUUUAGGGUGCUUGAGUGUCCGCACCAACUCUGUCACAGCGAGAGCCGCGGCUUCAGCCCCAGCUGUCCACAAACCGAGAGCAGGUUGUAGUCCGCGAACAGCGAAGCGAAGGAAAAGAAAAGUAGUUGUUGAGGAAGGGAAACAGGUCGGAGGGAUAUUUCAGGUGCACUUUAUUAGCAGACUUUGAUAGGUCGUUUGCUCCGCGUAUUACCGGACGGGAGAUACCAGAAGUAGAAAGGAAAACGAGUUGGACGUUUCCUUUCUUCCGCAAAAAAAGAGACUUUGCCCUCUCGUAAAUGCUCCAGAUGGCAUCAACUGAGUCGCGGCUCCAGCAGCAGCCCUCGCAGAAGGAUGCAGCCGACCAGAACUUUGACUACAUGUUCAAGCUGCUGAUCAUUGGCAACAGCAGCGUGGGGAAAACUUCCUUCUUGUUCCGCUAUGCCGACGACUCCUUCACCUCCGCUUUCGUCAGCACCGUGGGCAUUGACUUCAAGGUCAAGACUGUCUUCCGCAAUGACAAGAGGAUCAAGUUGCAGAUCUGGGACACGGCAGGGCAAGAACGCUAUCGCACCAUCACCACAGCCUACUACAGAGGAGCCAUGGGCUUCCUGCUCAUGUAUGAUAUCACUAACCAGGACUCCUUCAACGCAGUUCAGGACUGGGCAACACAAAUCAAGACAUACUCGUGGGACAAUGCUCAGGUGAUCCUGGUUGGUAACAAGUGUGACCUGGAGGAUGACAGGCUUAUACCCACAGAGGAUGGCCAGCGACUGGCUGAGGAGCUAGGUUUUCAGUUCUUUGAGGCCAGUGCCAAGGACAACAUCAACGUCAAGCAGGUGUUUGAACGUCUAGUGGAUGUUAUCUGUGAGAAGAUGAACGAGAGCAUGGAAGGAGACGCCAACCUCAUAGCCAACCACAGCAACCAGGGCCUUAAAGACUCACCUUCAGAGAGCCACGGGGGCUGUGCUUGCUAAACCAUCUGCCUUCUUAGUCUCCCAACACACACACACACACACACACACACACACACACACACACACACACACUGAAGAAUAACUUGUCUGUGCCUCAACCAUGAAAAGUGCCGCACCUCCCCUUUCACUUGAGCCAUACCGAGCUCUGCCCCAUCUACACAGCACAGAUAAUCUUCAGCACAUCCUCCUCCUCCUCAGACCUGUCUUUCCUUCGAAGAGACCCACUCUGUCACUUUCUUUCUCUUAAGGGAGACUUUAAGCCUGCAGACUUUAAGCCGCCACAUACACCUCUUUGACUGCUGUAGCCCCAUUAACUACCACGUGAAAUCUAGUGAAACAUUUAUUCAGUGCAUUCAGUUUUCUUAGACAAAUAUUUUUAUAGACAGCAACAAGCUAGCUAUCAGUUUAUCUUGAAAUUUUUGAUUUGAUCGAUGAACUGUUUAAAUGUGUUAUACUGUAGAAACCAGUAAUGUCAAGUUCCAAUAGGACUUGUCUUCGGUCUAAUAUUUAUUAAGGUAUUGAUUUCUGAUGGAUUUUAGCAGCUCCGAGACGUUUUGUGCUUGAUGAGUCUUGUCCAGGAUGCUCCCCUCUAGGGACUGAUUAAAGGGAGGAAACAUGAAGGAGUCUUGCACAGCGUGCUGAAAGUUUUCAGCAUUGCCAACCCUCAAGGGCAAGUUUGACAAGAACUUUGCUUUCUUGUCAGGAGUAAAAAAAAAAAAAAAAAAAGAA
Haplochromis burtoni (Burton's mouthbrooder) is the source of this 1767-nucleotide messenger RNA. It is a transcript of the gene rab3db, whose product is annotated as RAB3D, member RAS oncogene family, b. Lineage: Eukaryota; Metazoa; Chordata; Actinopteri; Cichliformes; Cichlidae. Gene Ontology annotation, cellular component: synaptic vesicle; endosome; plasma membrane. The coding region runs from base 361 to 1038 and encodes 225 amino acids. The record is from RefSeq and is a predicted model, not a curated record. The transcript has 5 exons. Gene Ontology annotation, biological process: protein localization to plasma membrane; protein secretion; regulation of exocytosis. Gene Ontology annotation, molecular function: GTP binding; GTPase activity.